Molecule: messenger RNA, 1491 nt
Organism: Lampris incognitus (smalleye Pacific opah)
Lineage: Eukaryota; Metazoa; Chordata; Actinopteri; Lampriformes; Lampridae
Gene: actc2
Product: actin, alpha, cardiac muscle 2
Exons: 7
Coding region: 115-1248 (377 amino acids)
Biological process (GO): actin-myosin filament sliding; heart contraction; actin filament organization
Cellular component (GO): sarcomere; actin filament
Molecular function (GO): myosin binding
Source: RefSeq, a predicted model, not a curated record
AACACCCAGGGCCAGACUGCCGAGGACGCCAACCCGGACAGCUUUUAAGGGAACACACGGGGCGCCGGAACUAGGCACUGCGCCGCCAGAGGGUAAAGAAAACCAGCUGGCAUCAUGUGUGACGACGAUGAGACCACCGCCCUUGUGUGCGACAACGGCUCCGGUCUGGUGAAGGCUGGCUUCGCUGGAGACGACGCUCCUCGUGCUGUGUUCCCCUCCAUCGUGGGCCGCCCACGCCACCAGGGCGUCAUGGUGGGCAUGGGUCAGAAAGACUCCUACGUGGGAGACGAGGCCCAGAGCAAGAGGGGUAUCCUGACCCUGAAGUACCCCAUCGAGCAUGGCAUCAUCACCAACUGGGACGACAUGGAGAAGAUCUGGCACCACACCUUCUACAACGAGCUGCGUGUGGCCCCCGAGGAGCACCCCACCCUGCUCACCGAGGCCCCCCUCAACCCCAAGGCCAACCGGGAGAAGAUGACCCAGAUCAUGUUCGAGACCUUCAACGUCCCUGCCAUGUACGUGGCCAUCCAGGCCGUGCUAUCCCUCUAUGCCUCCGGCCGUACCACAGGUAUUGUCCUCGACUCUGGCGACGGCGUAACCCACAAUGUGCCCAUCUACGAGGGCUACGCCCUCCCUCACGCCAUUAUGCGUCUGGACCUGGCCGGCCGCGACCUGACCGACUACCUGAUGAAGAUCCUGACCGAGCGUGGCUACUCCUUUGUGACCACAGCUGAGCGAGAGAUCGUGCGCGACAUCAAGGAGAAGCUCUGCUACGUGGCCUUGGACUUUGAGAACGAGAUGGCCACCGCCGCCUCCUCCUCCUCGCUGGAGAAGAGCUACGAGCUGCCAGACGGCCAGGUCAUCACCAUUGGAAAUGAGCGAUUCCGCUGCCCCGAGACCCUCUUCCAGCCUUCUUUCAUUGGCAUGGAGUCCGCGGGCAUCCACGAGACCACCUACAACAGCAUUAUGAAGUGUGACAUCGACAUCCGCAAGGACCUGUACGCCAACAACGUUCUCUCCGGCGGUACCACCAUGUACCCUGGUAUUGCUGACCGCAUGCAGAAGGAGAUCACCGCCCUCGCCCCGAGCACCAUGAAGAUCAAGAUCAUCGCUCCUCCUGAGCGUAAGUACUCGGUCUGGAUCGGCGGGUCCAUCCUGGCCUCUCUGUCCACCUUCCAGCAGAUGUGGAUCAGUAAGCAGGAGUACGACGAGGCCGGCCCCUCCAUCGUCCACAGGAAAUGCUUCUAAGAAACCAAACUCUUCCCUCCUUAUGUUUCCGUUGCCAUGGCAGCCGGCUCAAAAAAGAAAGGAAAAAAAACCUCGACGUUACCUUUGCCUGUGGCUGCUGAUGUGAAGACAGACAGACAGCCUUCCUUUACGUUUGACGAUGUACAGUUUGUUGUAUUGACUUUGUUGUCGUUCUCUGGAUUGCGACGUUCGUUAUUUAUACGUGGAUAUUUAUCGGUUUAUAAAAUAAACGAGAACCGGGAA